UGUUUUCCUCGUCUUGUUUUUUUCUCUCUUCGCGUCUUAGACAAGUACCUAAAACGCAGUAAUGCAGACGCUAUAAUCUCCGACGGCCGGCGCUUUAAUUAGUGGAUCUCGGUGCCUGAGUACCUAGAAUUCCGUGACCCGGCUAUUCCUACAACCCCUAUUUUCUUUUCUGGAAUCCAUUGGAUCCAUCCAACUCCAAAUCUUUCCAAUCCUUCACGAUGCUUCAAUUGCUUUCUCUCCUUUUUACUACCAUUCGUUUUUGAAAAAAGAAAGAAAUAAGGCUUCGGCCCACAUGCCGUCGUCUACAUGUCCCCUGCGGCUCUCCUUCGCAAUGCUUUGCGAGUCCUCAUCCCGCUCGCCCUAGCAUCGACUUUUUACCUAUAUCUUUAUCCCGUCUUUCUCGGCUGCGCGUUCCCACUACCACAGACCACCGAACACAACUCCAACUCCGCUGCUGCCGCGUUCCAGGAUACGUUAAAACAACAUGUUAUUUCUUCUAAUAAAGCGGCCUCGUUCCGACUUCUCGCGUUAGGCGAUCCGCAGCUCGAAGGCGACACGUCGAUUCGAAAUUACAAUCGCGAGUCUUUCCCGCACUUGACUUGGGCUAUCCGCCAUCUUACGUAUAAGACGGAUCACCCGUCGCUGUGGAGACGUAUGCGACAGGUUGUGCAUGAUCUUGUGGAUGUCUUUUUCGACGAUAUACCUGAUACCCUCGAAUCCACUCGCAAGCGCAUAGAUUUGUUUGGAAACGAUUUUUACCUUGCCCAUAUUUACCGAACCCUUCGAUGGUGGGCUAAACCUACGCAUGUUACCGUACUUGGAGAUUUGUUGGGAAGUCAAUGGAUUAGGGCGAAUGAGUUUGAGAGGAGGAGUACUAGGUUUUGGACGCGUUCGUUUAAGGGAGGGGAGCGUGUUCCUGAUGAUGUUGCUUUAUACCCUGCUGAGGAAUACGAGUUAGCGGGAUUUCUAGGUGUUGAAGAUGCGAAUGCUACGGCAUGGAGGCGGAGGGUUAUAAAUGUGGCGGGGAACCAUGAUAUUGGGUAUGCUGGCGACCUAACAGUUGAGCGACUAGAACGAUUCGAACGUGUGUUUGGUAAAGCUGCCUACGAGUUGCGAUUCGAACUACCUGUUACCAACCCGCUUGCCAACGUAACUAUCUACGAUCCCGAAAAGAACCCUGGAUCCAACCGCCUCGUCCCCGAACUUCGCAUUGUUAAUGUGAAUAAUAUGAAUCUCGACACUCCGGCCGCAGACCAGAGUCUUCAGGAUAAGACAUACGCUUUUGUCAACGAUGUGAUUAAUACCGCCUCGGCCGUCGAAUACGCAGGGCAUUUUACGGUUGUCUUGACGCACAUACCACUAUACAAACCCGAGGGUAUUUGUGUCGAUGCGCCGUAUUUUACGUUCCAUGCUGGGGGUGGGGUUAAAGAGCAGAAUCAACUGUCAGCCGACGCUUCCCGCGGGUUUUUGGAGGGUAUCUUUGGAUUGAACGGCGAUCCCAAUGCACCUGGUCAAGGUAGAGGUCGAAGAGGCGUCGUGUUGAAUGGCCAUGACCACGAAGGCUGUGAUACAUACCACUACAUCAACCAGACAGAAGGCGACGAACGUCAAUGGAGAGUGACCCGAUGGCCCACCGCCCAAGCGGAAAACCUACCUGGAAAAUCUGGGGUUCCUGGUCUGAGGGAGAUUACUGUUCGAAGCAUGAUGGGGCAAUAUGGCGGUAACGCCGGCUUACUAAGUGUCUGGUUCGACGAAAAGGACUGGGAGUGGAAAUUCGAAUUUGCCAAUUGUGCUCUGGGCCGCCAAUACUUUUGGUGGUUUGUGCAUGUAUUGGAUCUCAUUGUUCUUGUUGGGGUUUUACUUUACGGUAUCUUGAAGGCUGCGGGUCUUGACGUUGAAAAGCGACCAGUCUCGAAACAGGAGAACGGUACUACGAAAAAGCCGGUGGGUGUUGGCAAUGGCGAUGCCAAGAAGGAAUGAGUACCUACCCGGUAUAGGAUGGCAGGGGAUAUAUAGGAGGAAUGUAACGAGUAAUGAAUAUACUUGUACCAAUAUGAAUAUAGAACAGCACAUAAUAGAAUAUUAAUUUAUUAAUGGAGGAUGGCUGGUGGGUAUCCUUGAGAUGCCCCACGAAAGAAAAUCAGAGGAACACGAGAAAGACGACAAGAAAGAAAAAGAACCUGCAUGUUUUCAAGAAUUCA
Molecule: messenger RNA, 2201 nt
Organism: Hypoxylon trugodes
Lineage: Eukaryota; Fungi; Ascomycota; Sordariomycetes; Xylariales; Hypoxylaceae
Exons: 1
Coding region: 307-1980 (557 amino acids)
Biological process (GO): GPI anchor biosynthetic process
Cellular component (GO): endoplasmic reticulum
Source: RefSeq, a predicted model, not a curated record